Neoarius graeffei (lesser salmon catfish) is the source of this 1022-nucleotide messenger RNA. RefSeq lists its product as uncharacterized. The transcript is spliced from 6 exons. Lineage: Eukaryota; Metazoa; Chordata; Actinopteri; Siluriformes; Ariidae. The record is from RefSeq and is a predicted model, not a curated record. Bases 214 to 906 code for a protein of 230 amino acids. Gene Ontology annotation, biological process: negative stranded viral RNA replication; autophagosome assembly. Gene Ontology annotation, cellular component: autophagosome membrane.
ACUCUUUUAUGAACGACUCAUCACUACUGCUUAAUCAACAGUAAGAGUCGAGAGACGCAGGAUGGAGGGACUGUGAAGUUGAGUCAGACCUGUUAGCUGAAGUUUUACAAGAAAUAACAAGCAGCACAGGUCUGUCGUACUGCAGAAAAGGAAAAGAAAGAGGAAGGAUAGUUUUGCUUUCUGUAAUAUAGUGUGUUGGUGUGAAACCGGAUUAUGGAGGCAUGGAAAAGUCACGUGAGAGCAGCACUGAUCCAUAGGGACUACCUCCAGAAAGAUCCCUUCUCUGGACUCUUCACUAAAGUGUCUAGAUUAGAAGAAAUGUUAAAUCUACACAUGGGUGUAUGGGAGGAUUUGGAGAGCGACAGAACACAGAGUCUGAUAAUGUCUUGUUCCUGGAGUCCAAAUCCAAAUGGAGUAGUACAACAUCCACUUGAGGAGAAAAAUGCACCGAAACACUAUCUGCAACUCAAAGAGGAAGAGCAAGUCAGACAAAAGCUUGCCCAGAAAGUCUCAGACUUGACCAGUAAUCUUUACCUAAAGGAAGCAGAACUGCAGUACUGUCAUUCACAAGUAAGCCACUACCGCAACGAAGCUGUGCUCUUAGGCAGAAAAGCCAUUUGUCUUAAAAAUGAUCUGUUCGAGUACGAGUAUAAAUUGGAGUGUCAAUCAAAAGAGUUGGCUACAUUGCAAUUGGAGCAGAGGACACUGAAAGGGGAGCUGGCACUCGCACGUCAGGAGAAAGAGGAGCUACUGGAACGCUGGUUGGAGGAGAAAAGAGAGGAGGCAGAGCGAAUGAAUAAGUACAAUGCUGUGCUGGAAAGGUGGCAGAAUUAUGCUGGUCGACUGAACAGACGUCUAUAUUCUGGGCCUCAUCGGCAAACACAGCCAACUACGAACAGCAACUGACCAACCAGUCACGAACCAUAACCAAUUGUUUUCACUGAUUUUUACUUUUUAAUUCGUGUUUUUAAAAUGGGAUUUUCAAACCACUCUGUGCAAUAAACUUUCUAAAAAUUUUAGAA